This is a messenger RNA of Dermochelys coriacea (leatherback sea turtle), 4803 nucleotides long. It is a transcript of the gene ROR1, whose product is annotated as receptor tyrosine kinase like orphan receptor 1. Gene Ontology annotation, molecular function: ATP binding; endopeptidase activity; signaling receptor binding. Gene Ontology annotation, biological process: positive regulation of kinase activity; multicellular organism development; protein phosphorylation. The coding region runs from base 174 to 3005 and encodes 943 amino acids. NCBI's taxonomy places the organism in Eukaryota, Metazoa, Chordata, Testudines, Dermochelyidae. Gene Ontology annotation, cellular component: signaling receptor complex. The record is from RefSeq and is a predicted model, not a curated record. The transcript has 9 exons.
CAAGCGAGGGGCUGAGGGAGGGAAGCCGCCGCCCCCCGCUCCGUGCCCGGCCGGCGUGGGGAAGGGCUGGGAGGGCAGCGCCCCCCACCCCCCACUCCGGCGCGGCGGGGAGAGCUGGCCCGGGCUCCGGGCGCUGUCCUGCGGAUGUCGGAGUAGCGCGAGCCGGCUCAGGAAUGCCCCGGCCGGGCGGCGGGGAGCGGAGCCUCCCGCCGCCGCCGCCGCCGCUGCCGCUGCUGCUGCUGCUGCUCGCGGGGAGCCUGGCGGAGCUCGGGGGCGCAGCCCGAGGCACAAAUUUGUCAGUCUCUGCUGAUUUAAUGCCUACAUCAUCAUGGAACAUUUCAAGUGAACUAGACAAAGAUUACUUCUUGACGCUUGAUGAGCCUAUGAAUAACAUCACCACCACCCUCGGCCAAACUGCAGAACUGCAUUGUAAAGUCUCCGGCAAUCCUUCUCCAACUGUGCGUUGGUUGAAAAAUGAUGCCCCAGUCGUUCAAGAACCCAGGAGGAUAUCUUUUCGUGCAACAAGCUAUGGGUCUCGAUUACGAAUAAGAAACCUUGACACUACGGAUACUGGCUACUUUCAGUGUGUUGCUACUAAUGGCAGGAAGACUGUUUCCACAACCGGCGUGUUGUUUGUGAAAUUUGGUCCCCCACCAACAGCAAGUCCGGGAUCAUCUGACGAGUAUGAGGAGGAUGGUUUUUGCCAGCCAUACAGAGGGAUUGCUUGUGCAAGAUUUAUUGGGAAUCGAACAAUUUAUAUGGAGUCUCUACAUAUGCAGGGUGAAAUAGAAAAUCAGAUUACAGCUGCCUUCACUAUGAUUGGCACUUCCAGUCACUUAUCUGAUAAAUGCUCCCAGUUUGCCAUUCCUUCUUUGUGCCACUACGCUUUCCCAUACUGUGACGAGACCUCACCAGCCCCAAAGCCCCGAGAUCUGUGCCGUGAUGAAUGUGAAAUUCUGGAAAAUGUCCUUUGUCAGACAGAGUAUAUUUUUGCAAGGUCCAAUCCUAUGAUUCUGAUGAGAUUAAAGUUGCCGAACUGUGAAGAUCUUCCUCAGCCCGAUAGCCCGGAAGCUGUAAAUUGUAUCCGGAUUGGAAUCCCCAUGGCAGAUCCUAUAAAUAAAAAUCACAAAUGUUACAACAGUACUGGAGUAGAUUACCGUGGGACCGUCAGCGUAACAAAGUCUGGCCGUCAGUGUCAGCCAUGGAAUUCUCAGUAUCCGCACACACAUACCUUCACUGCCAUCAGAUACCCAGAGUUAAACGGGGGCCAUUCGUAUUGCCGAAAUCCAGGGAAUCAGAAGGAAGCCCCAUGGUGCUUUACCUUAGAUGAAAAUUUUAAGUCUGAACUUUGUGACAUCCCAGCAUGUGAUACCAAAGAUUCCAAGGAGAAGAAUAAAAUGGAAAUCCUAUAUAUAUUGGUGCCUAGUGUUACUAUUCCCCUGGCUAUAGCCUUGUUGUUCUUCUUCAUCUGCGUCUGCCGCAACAACCAGAAGUCUUCCUCCCCUCCAGUCCAAAGACAGCCCAAACACGUCAGAGGGCAAAAUGUAGAGAUGUCAAUGCUAAAUGCAUACAAACCAAAGAGCAAAGCUAAGGAGUUACCUCUUUCUGCUGUUCGUUUCAUGGAAGAACUGGGUGAAUGUGCUCUUGGAAAAAUCUACAAGGGGCACCUCUAUCUUCCAGGCAUGGAUCAUGCUCAGCUUGUUGCUAUCAAGACAUUAAAAGACUUUAACAAUCCCCAGCAGUGGACAGAAUUCCAGCAAGAAGCAUCUCUUAUGGCAGAACUUCAUCACCCUAACAUUGUUUGUCUCCUAGGUGUUGUGACUCAGGAACAACCCGUCUGCAUGCUUUUUGAGUACAUGAACCAGGGAGAUCUCCAUGAAUUCCUUAUUAUGCGAUCACCACAUUCAGAUGUUGGGUGUAGCAGUGAUGAGGACGGUACUGUCAAAUCCAGUCUGGACCAUGGGGAUUUCCUGCAUAUUGCAGUUCAAAUUGUGGCAGGAAUGGAAUACUUAUCCAGUCAUUUUUUUGUCCAUAAAGACCUUGCUGCUCGCAACAUUUUAAUUGGAGAACAACUUCAUGUGAAAAUUUCAGACCUUGGAUUAUCAAGAGAAAUAUACUCAGCAGAUUAUUACAGAGUUCAAAAUAAAUCCCUGCUGCCGAUUCGCUGGAUGCCACCAGAAGCAAUUAUGUAUGGCAAGUUCUCUUCUGAUUCAGAUAUUUGGUCCUUUGGCGUGGUCUUAUGGGAGAUUUUCAGCUUUGGACUCCAACCAUAUUAUGGAUUUAGUAAUCAAGAAGUCAUAGAGAUGGUCAGGAAACGACAAUUAUUACCGUGCUCUGAAGACUGUCCUCCCAGAAUGUAUAGCUUGAUGACAGAGUGCUGGCAUGAUCUUCCAUCUCGGAGGCCAAGAUUUAAAGAUAUCCAUGCCAGACUGCGUUCUUGGGAGGGACUUUCAAGUCACACUAGCUCUACUACUCCCUCUGGUGGAAAUGCCACCACUCAAACAACUUCACUCAGUGCAAGCCCAGUUAGUAACCUAAGUAAUCCUAGAUACCCUAAUUACAUGUUUCCAGCACAGGGUAUACCACAAGGCCAAAUUGCUGGGUUCAUUGGACCACCAAUACCUCAAAACCAGCGAUUUAUUCCAAUCAAUGGAUACCCGAUUCCUCCAGGAUAUGCUGCUUUCCCAGCUGCCCACUACCAACCACCGGGCCCACCCAGGGUAAUUCAGCACUGUCCACCUCCAAAGAGCCGUUCGCCAAGCAGUGCAAGUGGAUCAACUAGCACAGGUCAUGUGACUAGUUUGCCUUCUUCAGGAUCCAAUCAGGAUGCAAAUAUACCUUUGCUAUCUCAUAUGUCAGUUCCAAGUCAUCCAAGUGGAAUUGGUAUAACAGUUUUUGGAAACAAAACUCAAAAACCAUACAAAAUUGACUCAAAACAGUCAUCCUUAUUAGGAGACCCCAAUAUUCAUGGACCUAACGAAUCUAUGAUUUCAGCAGAGUUGUAAAUAAGUCAGGCCUUUGUACAUAUAACUAUUUACAGUACAAAUAGAAAGACGUAGAAAAGAUUUAUAUUCAAAUAUUUUAUUAAAGAUUUUUCUGGUUGUUUAACAGACUUUUGCAACAAGUAUCUUCUGUGAAGUUUAACUGUGUUUAACAGGAUGGGCAGACACCAACCAGAUAAAAAUCAUUGUGGUAUUAACACGAAACAAUGUGAACUGACAUUUUUUCAAGUACCAAACUAAUGUUUAUUCUAAUAAGGGACAAAAACAAAAAAAAAAUUGUGAUGACCAUCAUACAUUGUCACAGGUGUUUAAAGCUCUGAUAUGGUUUAUAUCAGUGAUUCUCAAAGCCGGUCCGCCACUUGUUCAGGGAAAGCCCUUGGCGGGCUGGACCGGUUUGUUUACCUGCCAUGUCCACACGUUUGGCCGAUCACGACUCCCACUUGCCGUGGUUCGCCGCUCCAGGCCAAUUGGGGCUGUGGGAAGCGGCGCAGGCCAAGGGACGUACUGGCCACCCUUCCCGCAGCCCCCAUUGGCCUGCAGCGGUGAACCGCGGCCAGUGGAAGCCGCAAUUGGCCAAACCUGUGGACGUGGAAGGUAAACAAAUCGGUCCAGCCCGCCAGGGGCUUUCCCUGAACAAGCGGCGAACCGGCUUUGAGAACCACUGGUUUAUAUCACAGAAACGUUAUUAUUCUGACAUUUUAAUAUUUGUCAAUCACUUUUUUUAAGAGAUGCAAAUAUUCAGAGAUUUAUUGGGUAUGCAAUUCACUCCCAAUAGCUUAAACAGUUGUAAGUUUUUUUCAGUCAAGAAUGGUUUCAGAUACGUGAUCCAAUGUUGACAUCUGAUGGCUGGAUUAAUUAUUUCAGGUAGGUUUUUGUUUUUCACCUGAGGUGAGAGUCUGAGUUCAUAUUUAAACCAAAAAAACUGCAUAAAAUAUCCUGACAUUCAGUAGAAUGAGUUAUCAACUCACAGGCUACUCAAAUUAUCUGGUAAUGUCUGCUAAAAAUAGAUGGAGUUAUAAGAAAUUGCCUUUUAAGGAAAUUAAAUUAAGAAUUUUAAUUUCAGAGCAUGAAUCAACGAGUUCAAAGUUAACAUUUAUAUGUGUAGUUAUCAAAGAAAUUUUGUAUCCUUUUGUUGCUAUGCAACUGUUUAAUUAAAAAGCUCCAAACCACAAUUUUAUAUAAGACAAUCAGUUUUCCCAAGAAGUAUUUAUUGUUUCAGAGCAGUACAUAAUUUCAGUGACUAUGACUCCAGAAACCCCUAAAAAUGGGAAAUCCACAUUCCAUCAGUGAUUGAAAACAUUUAUGGCAACUUUGUCUAUCAGUUAAAAUAAUGUGAAUUAAAGUGAACUUUUUACUUAGAAAAAUGACAUUUGUAUUAUUACUGAAAUUAAUUCAGGUAUAAUCAAUCUAGAUUAUUCAUUUUGAGACCACUUUAAUGAUUUACAAAAGUACUAUGUACAUUACAUCUUUUCACAAUGUUAUUUGUAUUAAAAUAAUAUCUUUUGUGUCCACACAAUGAAAACAAUCCUUUGCUCAGUUGACGAUGUUGUAUAUGACUUUAUUUUUCACAUCUUUUUGCACAAAAGUGUUUUGUAUAGCAGAAGUGAAACACGUAUCUGCAUUUUAUAUAUUGGUCUGUUUCUUUUUUGUUUUUAACCUGCUGUAGAUGUUCUUGAAAUAUAUUAUGGUGAUAUUCAGCCACUACCUUAUACAUAUAUUUUGUUUUUGUUUGUUUUCACUGCAUGCAUUUAAUCACUGUAUUACUUGAUGAUUGAUUUAUUAAUUAUGGGCAUUUCAAUUA